Messenger RNA from Eruca vesicaria subsp. sativa (arugula), 837 nucleotides. NCBI's taxonomy places the organism in Eukaryota, Viridiplantae, Streptophyta, Magnoliopsida, Brassicales, Brassicaceae. The record is from the annotation of a GenBank genome assembly.
AUGCCAAGUCUUCAUAGCUUUUGCACAGAAGAAGAGGUGAGACCGAGUCAACUCAGUGAUGAUACUGAGUCGGAUGUUUCUUCUUCUUCCUCUGGAAAGAGAAAUGGGUUGAGAGAGGAGAAGCAUCCGACUAUGGAUGACGAUCAGAAGCUUGCUUUCACCGGCUGCUCUGAUGAGAGCGAGACCGAGCCGUCGAGGAAUAUCAUUAACCUGACACGGAAACGAUCCAAGCGAACUCGGAAGCUAGAGUCGUUGGUGAAAACGAGUCAACUCGGUUACAAGACCGAGCCUGAGCCUCCUCCUCCUCACAGCUCAGCUUCUGAUACAACGGCGGAUGAAGAUGUCGCCUUUUGUCUCAUGAUGCUCUCAAGAGACAAAUGGAAGAAGAAGAAGAAGAAAAAAACUAGUAGUCAUAAGGAAGAAGCAGAAGAGAUCGACACAGAAAGUUACAACAAAUCGAGCAAGAAAGAAAGAUUCACGUGCGAGACAUGUGGGAAAGUGUUAAAAUCAUAUCAAGCAUUAGGUGGGCAUAGAGCAAGCCACAAGAAGAGCAGAGUUUCCAACAAAACAGAGCAACAAAGCGAAACAGAGACUACAGAGUAUGAUAAUGUAGCUGUUGUUGUUGCUCCAGAGAAGAGAAUCCAUGAAUGUUCGAUUUGUCUUAGAGUUUUCGCGUCGGGACAAGCACUUGGAGGUCACAAGAGAUCACACGGAAUAGGGAACUUGUCUGUAAACCAUCAUCAAUUACAUCGAACAGAGUCAGUGAAACAGAGGAUGAUAGAUCUUAAUCUUCCUGCACCAACGGAUGAAGAAGAAGUCUCUGUGGUGUUUCAAUGA